Molecule: messenger RNA, 2250 nt
Organism: Magnusiomyces paraingens
Lineage: Eukaryota; Fungi; Ascomycota; Dipodascomycetes; Dipodascales; Dipodascaceae
Exons: 3
Coding region: 1-2250 (749 amino acids)
Source: RefSeq, a predicted model, not a curated record
AUGACUUUUCAAAAAGCCUGUGAAACAUUCAUCGGAAAAGGUGCAGCACUGACUCCUACCAAAGACUCUUCAAUCAAUUGCAACACUGCAAAACGACCUGUUUCAUUUGGCUCCAUUGUCUCUUCUGAAGAUUUGGAAAACAUGACUAGCCAUCAUAAAAGCACCAUUGAUUCAAGGGAAAAACUAAAAGUUGUUCCUGAUUUCACCUCGUCGAUUUCUUCAUCUAAUUGUAAUUUGGAUUUCAAGUCUUUGAAAUUCCAAAAUGAUAAUCAAGUGGAAAAUAAUUUCCAAUCAUCUGGAACUCAUUCAAUUAAGCAACGACAAAUAAGCAACCCCUUUAUACACAAGAGCGAGCGCGAUGACUUAGAUUUUUUUAAUGACUCUUCUUCUAUGCCAUACCCAGGAUCUGGUUCAUUGAUCCAUCCAUCAUCAUCUAAGUGUUAUAUGUUACUUAAAGGCGACUUGAGCGAUGUUAUAGUGACUGAAUUGCCAGACCAAAGCUGUAAUGAAGAAGAGAGCACUUAUUCAUCUUCAAUCUCUGAAUCAUUUGUGACCCAAUGCGGGGAGCCUGAUAAUUUAAUCCAGAAUUCAAAGGAUUUUACAAGAUCACUUAGUAUUGGUGAAAAGUUAUUUGCCAGUGGAAAUGGGAAACAGCCAACUAAAAACAUACUUCCAAGUUCUGAUGAGUUUCUUGAACAAGCAUUACAUUACAGAAAAAAUAUCUAUAAAAAUAAACGCUGUAUAUCUGCUAACUCGUUGAUGCUCGGUUCCCAGGGUUGCAUAACUAAUACAGGGGAAAGAAACUCGGCCGUUCUUGAUACCAGUUUUAUUAGAAUCAGUGAUGCCAAAUUUCUAGAGGAAGAAAAAGAAGAAAUGCAAAGUUUGUCAUUAACUAAUAGCACAAGUUAUGUAUCAACCAGCGUUGUUGAUUGCACUCAGUUUCUUGCGCCGUGCCCUUUAUUUUCACUAAAGGCUACUAUUUCGGUUUUGAAUGAAAGAAUGCAACAAAAAAUGGACGAUAUGAAAGGUCAUGAAAUGUGUACAAGUGCGAAAAAUAAUGCCACUUUUUCUCUUUCUGCCUCUAUGUCGUUAAAAAGUGUUUACGCUGAACUGGACUUGGACCCGGAAAUCACCAAUGUCAAUAGCCUUCCUUUUGGAUCUCCUUCUUGUGGUGAAGAACCUUCAGAUACCAAUGUGUCCAUUUCUGUUUCUAUUCUUUUGGACAUUAACAAAACAAGAAUCAACGAAGAACGAUUAGAGACAUGUCAACUAUCCAUUGAAGACCAAAUUACUAAUGAUUUUGAACUAUACGAGUUUUUCCAAAAUGGCAUUGCUAAUUUACCUUAUCCACCCUCAAGCCUUCGAAAUCUUUUUCUCAUUUCAACCUUAGAUAGUCCCUUAAUUUCAUUGCUUCCAUUUAUACCCGAAACAAUUUGCCAUACUGUUUCUUUGACUGGGGACCCAAUUUGUCUCCCAUUUGUUGAAGAUGACGAAUGCUCGGUGAUUCCUAGAAACUCGGGUUGGACUUUUACUUGGCUUUCAACAUCUUUUUACGAGCUUAAGGAAGCUCUUAAAAGUGGUGUACUAUUUCAACCAAUUAGUCAUGUUAAGAUUUCCUUACACUACCCUUCUACUAAUUUAACAUCUCUAUUACCACCUCUAGUCAUUGCUGAACACGAUUUUAUUAAUCCUGGAUGCAAAAUGAAGUACAUUUUACGGUUUUUGGUUCCACAUGACUAUAAUGAUUCUAUUUUAAUUCUGGAGGAUGAGGAAGCCGGAAAGUUGGAAAAUACCCUUAUCAAUAAGAUACACAAGUACCAGAAAUCUGACUCAAAAAGAGAUAUGCCCAGAAAAGUGUACAAGACAUGUGCACUUGUUAAGAUUUUUUAUAGAUUACCCCGAGUUCAGGGUGUUGUUACUAUUGUUUUUCGAGUUAUGCGUAUUGCUAACGUUAUUUCUACAGGCUCGGGGACUGAUAAUAACAGUUUAGUUGGCUCUGAAGAAAUUAAAAGCUUUGAUGAUUCUAAUUUAUUAUAUGAAUUUAGUGAUGACGAUUUGGAGUCAAAUGAAAUGGACAUUGAACAAGAAUCAGCCGACAUUAAUCAUGAAAUGUGCGAGUACUGUGAAAAGGUAGAUUUGGUUAGAGAAGAAUUAGAAGGUCCAUCAUUACAAAGAGAUGCUGAAUUUGCUAUUGUAAUGGGUGGAGUGGAAAAAUCUCCUGCAUCCUUUGUGCUUUUUGGUGAAGCAUGA